AUGAAAGAUAGUAUCUCCAAGCGAAGAUCGAACCAGUGUGCGUGCUACCCGAUGAAACCAGAAUCAACAUUCUUCCAUUCUUGCUCGAACAGGCAUUUUAUCGAACAGAUGGAGAUGCUUGGUGUGGGAUUUGUUGAUGGUAUUGCGGCAUAG
Molecule: messenger RNA, 153 nt
Organism: Dovyalis caffra
Lineage: Eukaryota; Viridiplantae; Streptophyta; Magnoliopsida; Malpighiales; Salicaceae
Source: the annotation of a GenBank genome assembly